AUGGUUUCCGAUGAAAGUAGCAGCAUGGCCAGAAGCAGCUCGAGCUCGAUUGACGGAAGUGGAGGCAAUACCACGACAACGACCAGUAGCAGCAACAGAACUGAUCUGGCUUCGCUCGAGACGUUCAACCCCGAGGGCAGUUUGGUGGAUGCGGCGGACGGCUCGCGGGUAACCAUCUACAACUCCGAGUUUCGGAUUCUCGGAAAACCGGAAGCUUAUAACGAUCAUAGAGGCCUUGACAGUGUUCAUCUGAACUUCCUGCUGGGCCUGUUCGCCGCAGUUGCGCAAAUAUUUCUAAUCGCCGUUCCGUCGAACCCCGACAUCGAGAAGGUCCUGAGCUCGGUCGGUAUCGAAACCGACUCAACCCGAGUCACCAAGGUGGUCAACGAGAUGAAGGGCAAGUCCGUCGUGGAACUGAUCGCUACCCGCCGCGAGAAGCUCUCCUGGAUGCCGUCCGGUGGUGCUGCCCUGACCAAUGCCGCCAAGGAGAAGAAUAAAGCAAAAGAAGGAAAAGAGUUCGAAUCCGAGGAUGAUGACGACAUGGGCUUCGGUCUCUUUGAAUGAGGGAUUUCUUCGUGGCAACAUCGC
Messenger RNA from Culex quinquefasciatus (southern house mosquito), 588 nucleotides. Its product is annotated as 60S acidic ribosomal protein P2. Gene Ontology annotation, cellular component: cytosolic large ribosomal subunit; ribosome. Lineage: Eukaryota; Metazoa; Arthropoda; Insecta; Diptera; Culicidae. The record is from RefSeq and is a predicted model, not a curated record. Gene Ontology annotation, molecular function: structural constituent of ribosome. The transcript has 3 exons. Gene Ontology annotation, biological process: cytoplasmic translational elongation. The coding region runs from base 1 to 564 and encodes 187 amino acids.